AUGGAUAAAUAUAUGAUUGUUAUACUUUAUAUUAUUGGAACACUUGGAGCUAUUUUAAAUAUAAUAACAUUUCUUCAAAAACAAAUUCGACGUAAUUCAUGUUCAUUAUAUUUCUUAUCAAGUUCAAUUAUUGAUUUUUGUAUAAUGAAUGUAUUUAUUCUUAUGGAAAUAAUAACAACCUUUAAUAAACCACUAUCUGAUCGUAUCUAUUCAACAAAUAUUUGGUGUAAAGUUGGAAAUUAUAUUAUGUUUAUACUUCCUUGUUUAUCAUCAAGUUAUAUAACACUUGCAUCAAUUGAUAGAUUUUGUAUUAGUUCAUUAAAUCAAACACUUCGAAAAUGCAGUAAUUUUAAAAUUAGUCGUAUUGUAAUAAGUAUGGUUUUUGUAGUAUGGGUUCUUUUUGGAUUGCAUAUUCUAAUUGGUUAUGAUCGUAUUCGAGACAUAACAACAAACACAGAUCGAUGUACAGUUCAAACGAGUUCAGCCACAGUUUUUAUUGUUAUCGAUGGUUUUUUCUUUGCACUAUUCAACGGAGCUAUUAUUCCUUUUAUUUUGUGUAUAUUUGGUUUAUUGAUUUUUCAUAAUAUAAAAGUAAGUCGACAGCGAGUUAAUUUUCAUCAAUACAGAGGAAAUAACAACACAGUUAAUCCAACAAGAAUUGGUGUAAAUCGACAAAAUUUUCAUAUGAUAUUAAUGUUAUUAGUUCAAGUAUUUCUUACAAUUAUUUUUAAUACACCAUAUAUUGUAGUUUAUUUAUCAACAUUUUAUAAACGAUUAUCAUUCGAUUCUUAUAAUUUAUUCCUUUAUAUUAUAUUCAGUUUUAUUGCAAGAUGGUUUUAUUAUAUGAAUUAUUGUAAAACAUUUUAUAUAAAUACAUUAACAAGUGAAUUAUUUCGAAAUAGUCUUCGUAAGCAAUUUAUUUUAUUUGGUCGUCAUCAUCGAUUAAAUAUUACAAGAACAAUUAUUCCUACAAUUGCAAAUAAUCGAUAG
Molecule: messenger RNA, 990 nt
Organism: Rotaria sordida
Lineage: Eukaryota; Metazoa; Rotifera; Eurotatoria; Philodinida; Philodinidae
Source: the annotation of a GenBank genome assembly